Molecule: messenger RNA, 1485 nt
Organism: Cuscuta europaea
Lineage: Eukaryota; Viridiplantae; Streptophyta; Magnoliopsida; Solanales; Convolvulaceae
Source: the annotation of a GenBank genome assembly
GCAGUUAUCAAAAAAUGGCAAGAGAGCGCCCCUCGAACAACUGUUGCGUAUUUUCUGGUUCUAUUGCAACCUUGGCCCUGGGUAUCACUAUUCUUGUAUACGGUUGUUCGAUCCUGAAGAGCAGCAAUCCUUGUAUCAGUUUUAUGAUGAUCGGCUCCGUCCAAUUAGCAGGCGGGGUGGUGGCUGUCGUCACUGGAGUCCACAUGAUCCUGGGGAGCUGCGGCGGCCUAGGAAAGAAGAUUCACGGUUCAUACUGUGCGGCACUGUUUAUAAAUCUUUUACUGGCAGUAGCCACGCUUUGUUUAAGCAUUCUGAUGAUGCAAGACUCCACCGAAUACUCGGGCUCUCUCGAGAAGGUGCCGAACCGGGGUUACGUGGAAUACCGUUUCCAGUCAUUCUCUUCCAGGCUUCGCGGUCGGGUUAGCGAUGUGCAUCGCUGGAACGGAAUCGCAGCUUGCCUCGGCAUUGGCGACGGUCCCUGCGCUGACCUCAAGAGCGCUUCUUUCAACUUCUCCACCGCUCAAGAACUUUAUGCUGCAAGCCUCUCCCCCGUACAGUCUGGAUGUUGCAUUCCUCCACAGAGUUGUAACUUCACUUUUGUGAGUCCAACAAAUUGGAAACCGACCAUCAAUCGAACAGCAGCUCUGGAUGCUGACUGUGCUAGGUGGAACCAUGACCAAUACAAAUUUUGCUUGGAUUGUGAUUCUUGCAAAGCAGGAGUACUACUUGGUUUCGCCGACAAAUUUAAAAAGCCAUCUACUGCACUGGUUGUUUCCUCUGCGAUAGUGGUUACUGUAAUACUUCUUUUAUUCAUUUAUGUUCUUGUGGUGGAGAUAUUAAAUGUAUAAAUGAUACCUUAAUUAACUAUUGGUAAUGUAGCAAUUUGGUACUUUAACUCUUAAAUGAAUCAAAAUGGUAUCUUAAUUAUAUAUAAAUGUUUCGAUUUGAGAUUUUAUUCAAACUUCCGAUCAAAAAAUCUUUCAUGACGAUCAAAAUUGCACGUGUAGAUUCACCAUGUAAUGAUCAUAUGGACAAAAAUAAGGUGAAGUAGACUUUACGCAUAGAAUUAUGGCCGUCACAUGUGAUUUUUUAGUCAGAAAUUUGAAUAAAAUCUCAAUUCAAAACAUUUAUGUAUAGUUAAGGUACCGUUUUGAUUCAUUUAAGAGUUAAGGUACAAGUGCAACAUUACCAUUAGUUAAGAUAUCCUUUAUGCAUUUGACUCCUUUCUAGCGUUUGACUAAAGAACACUCGUGGAGUUGUGGACUCCUAAUUGAUGAAGUUUUAUACUUUUAAUAAGAUCAAAUAUGUCAUGUUUCGAGAAUCAUAAACAUAUAGUCAUGUUUAUACACUUUGAUUAACUUUUAAUCCUAUACUAAAGUAAUUACUCCCUAUUUAUUCAUCUAAUAACUGAUUUCCAAUUCUCCAAAACCGGCUAAAUUUGCCAUAUUGAAAGCUAUGAAAUCUCUUAUUUAUACUAGUUUUGUG